Molecule: messenger RNA, 4195 nt
Organism: Ananas comosus (pineapple)
Lineage: Eukaryota; Viridiplantae; Streptophyta; Magnoliopsida; Poales; Bromeliaceae
Product: protein EXPORTIN 1A-like
Exons: 32
Coding region: 274-3498 (1074 amino acids)
Biological process (GO): ribosomal large subunit export from nucleus; protein export from nucleus; ribosomal small subunit export from nucleus
Cellular component (GO): cytoplasm; nucleus
Molecular function (GO): nuclear export signal receptor activity; small GTPase binding
Source: RefSeq, a predicted model, not a curated record
AUGCGUCGUUUGCGUCUUCGUGCGACCACCGAAGCCGAGCGAAAGCGAAGAAAAAGAGUGGAAGAGAGAGAGAGAGAGAGAGAGAGAGAAAGAGAGGGAAAGCGAAGAAGCGAGCCCCCAUUCGAAUCCCUCGAAGAGUGGAAGAGCUAGGGUUUCGUCGCCCCACUGCUUCCUCGAGCUCGUCUUCUCCGCCGCGUUCUAGAACGUUCGGAGGGAUUUUCCCGUCCCUCUGUUUCUAGGGUUUCGGCGGCCCGAUCUGAGCCGGCCUCUCUCAUGGCGGAGAAGCUCCGGGAUUUGAGCCAGCCGAUCGAUGUCGCGCUCCUCGACGCCACCGUGGCCGCGUUCUACGGCACGGGAUCUAAGGAGGAGAGGUCAGCAGCAGAUCAAAUAUUACGGGAGUUGCAGAAUAAUCCAGAUAUGUGGCUGCAGGUCGUUCACAUUUUACAGAACUCACAGAACCUGAACAGUAAAUUCUUCGCACUUCAAGUACUAGAAAGUGUUAUCAAGUACAAGUGGAAUGCUUUGCCAGUUGAACAACGCGAUGGUAUAAAAAACUAUAUAUCAGAUGUUAUAGUACAGCUUUCCAGCAACGAAGUUUCUUUCCGGAGGGAGAGGCUUUAUGUUAACAAACUCAAUGUCAUCUUGGUGCAGGUCUUAAAGCACGAGUGGCCUGCUAGGUGGCAAAGCUUCAUUCCUGACCUUGUUUCAGCGGCAAAGAGCAGUGAAACUAUCUGCGAGAAUUGCAUGGUUAUAUUGAAGCUUCUGAGUGAGGAAGUUUUCGAUUUCUCAAGAGGAGAGAUGACUCAACAAAAAAUUAAAGAACUCAAGCAGUCACUGAAUAGUGAAUUUCAACUCAUUCAUGAGCUAUGCUUAUACGUACUAUCAGCAUCACAGAGAACAGAGCUUAUACGGGCUACAUUGGCAACCCUUCAUGCUUUUUUAUCAUGGAUUCCUCUUGGUUAUAUAUUUGAAUCGCCACUGCUAGAGACACUCCUGAAGUUUUUUCCAGUGGCUUCGUACCGGAAUCUAACACUUCAAUGUUUAACAGAGGUUGCUGCUCUCCAGUUCGGUGAAUUCUAUGACAUGCAGUAUGUUAAGAUGUAUACCAUAUUCAUGAUGCAAUUGCAGACUAUUCUGCCUCCUGGAACGAAUAUCCCGGAAGCUUAUGCCAAUGGCUCUACUGAAGAACAGGCAUUUUUCCAGAACCUUGCACUGUUUUUCACUUCAUUCUAUAAGUCACAUAUGCGGGUAUUGGAGUCCACACCUGAAAAUAGAGCUGCAUUGCUUUUGGGCCUUGAAUAUCUUAUUGGCAUCUCGUAUAUUGAGGACACGGAGGUUUUCAAGGUUUGCCUGGACUAUUGGAAUAUUAUGGUCCUGGAGCUGUUUGAAGCACAUCAACAGAUGGAGCCUGCAGCAACUGCAGCAAUGAUGGGGCUUCAGACUCCCCUGAUCUCAGGAAUGGUAGAUGGCCUUGGUUCAGCAAUUCUUCAAAGGCGACAGCUAUACUCAGGCCCUUUAUCAAAGUUAAGAAUGCUCAUGAUUUGUCGUAUGGCAAAGCCUGAGGAAGUAUUGAUUGUCGAAGAUGAAAAUGGCAAUAUCGUUCGCGAAACUAUGAAAGACAAUGAUGUCCUCGUUCAAUAUAAGAUUAUGAGGGAAACACUCAUCUACUUGUCGCACCUUGAUCUUGAGGAUACAGAACAGCAGAUGUUGAAGAAGUUAAGUAAACAAUUGAAUGGAGAGGAUUGGUCUUGGAACAAUUUAAAUACUUUAUGCUGGGCGAUUGGAUCAAUAUCUGGUUCCAUGCUGGAGGAGCAGGAAAAUAGAUUUCUUGUGAUGGUUAUCCGUGAUUUGUUGAAUCUUUGUGAAAUCACCAAAGGGAAGGAUAACAAAGCUGUAAUAGCAAGUAACAUUAUGUAUGUAGUGGGGCAGUAUCCUAGAUUUCUUAGGGCUCAUUGGAAGUUUCUGAAAACAGUGGUGAAUAAAUUAUUUGAGUUUAUGCAUGAAACACAUCCAGGAGUUCAGGAUAUGGCAUGCGAUACGUUUCUAAAGAUUGUUCAGAAAUGCAAACGCAAGUUUGUUGUUACACAGGUUGGCGAGAAUGAGCCAUUCGUAUCUGAACUUUUAGCCACCCUUCCAAGUACUAUUGCGGAUCUGGAGCCUCAUCAGAUUCAUACAUUUUAUGAAUCGGUCGGUCACAUGAUUCAAGCAGAAUCUGAUCCUCCUAAGAGAGAUGAGUAUCUGAGAAGGUUGAUGGAACUUCCAAAUCAGAAUUGGGCUGAAAUCAUUGGACGGGCUAGUCAAAGCGUUGAUGUCCUGAAGGAUCAGGAUGUCAUACGAGCUAUUCUUAAUAUAUUGCAGACAAAUACCAGUGUUGCUAGUUCACUUGGACAGUUUUUUAUCCCACAAAUAUCAUUGAUAUUCCUGGACAUGCUCACUGUAUACAGAAUGUACAGUGAACUCAUUUCUAACACCAUAGCUGAAGGGGGCCCUUUUGCUUCUAGAACAUCUUUUGUAAAAUUGUUGAGAUCUGUCAAGAGGGAGACUCUGAAACUGAUUGAGACAUUUGUAGAGAAGGCCGAAGGUCAAUCACAGAUUGGAAAACAGUUUGUUCCACCUAUGAUGGAUCCUGUUCUUGGUGACUAUGCCAGAAAUUUGCCUGAUGCGAGGGAAUCUGAAGUCUUAUCCCUCUUUGCUACUAUUAUAAACAAAUAUAAGUCUGCAAUGAUGGAGGACGUGCCUCGCAUAUUUGAAGCUGUUUUCCAGUGCACCCUUGAUAUGAUUACGAAGAAUUUCGAAGACUAUCCCGAACACCGUCUCAAAUUCUUCUCUUUACUUCGGGCAAUUGGGACCCACUGUUUUCAAGCUCUAAUUCAGCUGUCUAGUCAGCAAUUGAAACUUGUUAUGGACUCCAUAAAUUGGGCUUUUCGGCAUACUGAGCGAAACAUUGCUGAGACUGGGCUUAAUCUUUUAUUGGAAAUGCUGAAGAACUUCCAGAUGUCGGAGUUCUGUAAUCAAUUUUACCGGACUUACUAUUUGACAAUUGAACAAGAGAUUUUUGCUGUGCUAACUGACACAUUCCACAAGCCAGGUUUUAAGCUACAUGUUUUGGUGCUUCAUCAUUUGUUUUACCUGGUCGAUUCAAGUUCACUCACUGAGCCCUUGUGGGAUGCUUCCACCGUACCAUACCCAUACCCAAAUAAUAUGAUGUUUGUUCGUGAUUUCACCAUAAAGCUUUUGGGAUCAUCAUUUCCAAAUAUGACUGUUGCAGAGAUUACUCAAUUUGUUGAUGGGCUUUUAGAAUCAAGAAAUGAGCUUCCGACUUUCAAAAACCAUAUACGGGAUUUCCUUGUGCAAUCGAAAGAGUUCUCGGCACAGGACAACAAAGAUCUAUACGCCGAGGAGGCUGCCGCCCAGAGAGAGAGGGAACGCCAAAGGAUGCUCUCCAUCCCGGGGCUCAUCGCCCCGAGCGAGUUGCAGGAUGAAAUGGUGGAUUCAUAACAUGCUAAAAUGUACUCCACUACAGAAAAAGCUAAUUCCGCAGGUGUCUUCCUCCUAAUUUCAUUGGGGUUCUUCACAUCAUUUGCCUAAUUUUCUACCAAAAUAGGAUCCGUUUUCAUUUAAAAUUUUCCUGCUGAUUUUUCUAUAUUCAACCGAGAGAGAGAAAGACGAGGAGUGUCAUCUCAAGAGCUGCUCGACUGCUGGUGAUACUUUCAGGCUUUGUGGUUGAAGUAGCUGCGGCUCUCGUGCAAAAUUUGAUUGCUGAUAAGUAUAGUGUGUGUUAGGUGAUGUAUUUGAUCCAACAAACCAUAGUACAGUUAGGAUUUUACUAUUAUUGUUAUUAUCAUUACAUGUUUAGGCUCAUUCACAUCAAUGAAGUGAUGGCGUUUGACGGAGUGACAGCAUUUCCCCUUCUGCUGACUCGAGAGAUUUGUGGUUUGCUGUAUUGUUUACUAGAGAGGGUUUGAAAAUUUACAUUCUCUUACUAUUUUGAGCUGUAGUUUAGCAACUUGGUAAUUUUAUUUUUUUUAAUUUUUUUGGCUGUUUUUUUUACUUGCCUGUUGGAAUUCUAUCUUGUUGAGGGCAAGAAAAUUUCUGGAAGCAGUGUGUAAAAUUGUGUCUGGGGAAACGAUGUAUGAAUAGGAAACUACAGAUUCAGACAGUGUUAGUCUAAUUGAGGCUUUAUUUUUGAUGGAUU